Messenger RNA from Hyla sarda, 414 nucleotides. RefSeq names its product ribosomal protein S28 (gene RPS28). Gene Ontology annotation, cellular component: cytosolic small ribosomal subunit; ribosome. NCBI's taxonomy places the organism in Eukaryota, Metazoa, Chordata, Amphibia, Anura, Hylidae. The record is from RefSeq and is a predicted model, not a curated record. Gene Ontology annotation, biological process: ribosomal small subunit assembly; maturation of SSU-rRNA; translation. Bases 44 to 313 code for a protein of 89 amino acids. The transcript has 4 exons. Gene Ontology annotation, molecular function: structural constituent of ribosome.
GUAAUGGCUGAUAAGACUGGUGAUUGUUGCCGAGCAGAGAAUCAUGCAGCUUAUGGUCCAUAGAGCCCGGGGGUCGUUACGCUGCAGAUAUUACCGGUCUUUCUUGGAUAUGCUGCCUCCUGUUAUGAUCGCUUUCCAAUGUGUUACCAAAGUUCUUGGAAGAACCGGAUCUCAGGGGCAGUGUACUCAGGUCCGUGUAGAAUUUAUGGAUGACAGCAACCGUUCCAUUAUUAGAAAUGUGAAAGGACCAGUUAGAGAAGGAGAUGUCCUGACAUUGCUGGAAUCUGAACGUGAAGCAAGAAGGCUGCGCUAGCUUAUCCUUAUGAUGCCUGAUGCUUGGUUUACAUAGCACUCUGAUCUGAAGUCCAUCUCCAGUUUGCUUGUUGGUUGAUAAUAAAAGUUUCUAAAGGAAAA